This is a messenger RNA of Entrophospora sp. SA101, 1230 nucleotides long. Lineage: Eukaryota; Fungi; Glomeromycota; Glomeromycetes; Entrophosporales; Entrophosporaceae. The record is from the annotation of a GenBank genome assembly.
AUGAAAAAAACUUAUAAAGUUCGGUUAUAUCCGAGCCAGAAACAAAAAGAGAAAAUUAACCAAACCCUUGAAACUUGCCGGAUACUCUAUAAUGACUGUUUAGCCGAAAGAAAAGAGGCUUGGGAAAAAGAGCAAAGAAAAAUCACUUGCUUCGAGCAAAUUAAUUCUUUACUGGCUAAAAAAGAAACUAAUCCUUUUCUCAACCAAGUAUUUUCUCAAAUCUUACAAGACAUAGUUCGGAGAAUUCACAAGAAUUUCCAAGCCUUCUUUCGUCGACUAAAAGACCCAACAGCAAAAGCAGGUUAUCCAAGGUUCAAAUCUUUUGGGAGAUAUGAUAGUUUUACCUACCCUCAACAUGGCUUUAAGUUGAUUAAAAGCCAAGUAAAGUUAAGCAAUAUUGGUUGGGUUAAUAUUAGAAAACACCGAGAAUUACCACCGCAAGAGCAAAUAAAAACUUGCUCCAUUUUAGUUAAGAAUGGUAAAUAUUAUGUUUGCUUUUCUUGCGAAGUAGAAACAAAUCCAUUACCCAAGACAGGUAAAAAAAUUGGUAUUGAUUUGGGUCUAACUUCUUUUUUGGCUACCUCUAAUGGAGAAUUGAAAGAAGCACCAAAAACAUACAGAAAAGCCGAAAAAGAAUUAGCCAAGACUCAAAGAAAAGUAAGCCGGAGAAUUAAGAAAAGUAAACGAAGACAAAAAGCCGUGAAAAUAUUAGCCAUUAAGCAUGAGAAAGUGGCUAACCAAAGAAAAGAUUUAGCCCAUAAAUUAAGCCGAGAAUUAGUAAAAGACUAUGACUUGAUUGCCUGCGAGAAAUUACAAGUUAAAAACAUGGUAAAAAAUAAAUACUUGGCAAAAAGCAUUAACGAUGCUGGUGAAUGUGGUGAAUUAGUUCCAAAGAAAUUAAGCACUAGAAUUCAUAAGUGUUCUUGCGGCUAUAAAGAAAAUAGAGAUAUUAAUGCUGCUCGCAAUAUAUUAAAGAGAGCAGAAGGGUUGGGGACCGACCUUUGGGGACUAUAUAUGGAUAUUAAACAAUUAAAACAAUUUCUCGUUAAACUUGAAUUAAAAGAUUUAGAAAAAGGAACCCACCCGGCGGAAUUAGAAGCAAUAGGAGAAUUAAUGAUACAACAAGGAUAUUCGUUGAAAGCAAUAGCAGAAGCUAACCAAAUUAAAGAAAGAAUAAAUUACUCGCUUGAAAAAGAAGAAAGAAAAGCAAUAAAUCCAACAGAAGCCUAA